AUGGAUCUCGCGUACCUGCUGCUGCUUGUGAGAGCCGCACAUGGCGUGUUCGCUACAUCUGAAGCCAGCUUGGCAGUGAGGUGCAACUUUGAAAAUGAAGCGGACCCCUUAUGUGGUUGGAGCACAGACGGCGAUCAGGCUUGGCGCAGAAGAUCCGGUCAAACCCCAACUUUUGGCACUGGGCCAUCCAUGGCUUUCGAAGGCGACUGGUACAUCUACUUGGAGGCCAGCGGUGGCAACCACCCGUACAAGGCCUUCUUCUUCCAGAGCCCAGAGUUCACGGAGAACGGCAUUCAGCUGGAAGUAAGCUUUGCAUACCACAUGUCUGGUUCCUCGAUGGGGACACUGGACCUGCAGUACAGGAGUGCUGGUGGUUGGGCCAGUAUGAACUGGGCCAAGUCUGGACAUCAAAGUAACUCCUGGCAUCAGGUUUCGGUCAGCAUUCCGCCAAAUACGAGUGCAAUUCGCUUUGUCGGCACCACGGGCAAUGGCUUCAAAAGCGAUAUGGCGCUGGACUCUCUGGACAUCCAAGGCUUCAUUCCAGCUGGCAUGAAGGUCUUUGAAGAGCUCACUUGCAAUGUGGACGACAUCGAGGAGUGCACCAUCUGGACUGAGAGCGCCCCCCCGGCGGCAUGGCAGCGUGUGCGUGAUGCAGCACAUCAAGGCUGGUGGUGCCUCCAGGCUGAAGGAGAUGACACAGGGGAGCGAGAGUUCGUUUGGAAGAGUGCCGCAAUCGCGAUGACCAGCGAAACCAAGGUUCUCAGUUUGGCUUACCAAAUCUUCGGCUCCGAAUCGGUGGCCUUGAAGAUCGAAAGCAUGAGGGAUGCCAAUUGGACCUUGCUGUUCGAGAAGGCCGGGGACCACGGCUCUGGGUGGCACCAUGCGCUGAUCUUGGUUCCGAUUGAGAGCACCGCUGUCCAGGCUGUAGCCAGGACCAACAGCUCGCAGGAUGUCGUGAGGCUCGACAGCUUUCAAGCCUGCGCUGCCUCAUCUGGCCUGCAGGGUGAUGCCGCCUGUGUCUGUUCGGAAGGUGAAUUCCUGGAAGGCAUGGUCUGCGCACCGUGCCCAGCAGGAACGUUCAAGGAUUUGGCAGGCAACCAGGCUUGCACACCGUGCUCUGUCGGCAAGUGGAGCAAUGCCAUGGGAGCAAGUAGCAGAGAGGCCUGCGAGGCUUGCAUGCCAGGUUCAACAACAGUGGGAGAGGGCUCCACCGCGGAUGCAUGCAUGCGGCCACUUGCAACAGCAGUAGAUCAGCUAUGCUACUCAGGGCAUCCUUGCGUUGUGGACAAUGUGGCCGGUUACAGUUUGCGGGAGGGGCAUCGCAUGAUGAUCAGUUCGUCCGAUUGCAUGGACCCUGGCAAAUCGGCAGUGUCCGGGGUGGCGAACAGCGGGGUGUCAGAACCGAGCUCAAAUGGACGGAAGUAUGAAUGGGGCAUGCAUGGGCCUCAAGACUUCGCCCCAAAUGGUGGAAUCUAUCAUGUCUGCUGGUGUGUGAACAUGGCGACUUUGACCUGCACCGACAUUGGUGGAGAUUUUGUCCUGACGGCAGGGCAGCUCACAGUUGUGGGCCCCAGCCCUAGUAAGAACAACUUGCAGUGCAUCCGUGGAUCGUACUGCGCAGACCUCCCCUUCGAGGGACACUCCCUGUCGACAAACGACCGGGUGGCCGUUCGCCGAGAAGAGUGUGGCAGCAUGAAUGGGCUGUCUCUGUCGGAAGGUCGCGGUGAUGGCGUUGGCCAACUGCAGGCGAGCGUGGGGGAGGAUCUGACUACAGAUGCCGGGCACAGCACAGGAUCGCUGAUGUACCUGGGAUUUGGUGCAUUUGAAGAGGAGAAAGAUAACCGGCUGACGGUGGAUGCAGGCAGCGGCUACAACCUGUGUUGGUGCUCUUCUGAAAGAUCAAACUGCAUGGAGCCCACGGAUUUCGCUGUAGCUGCAGGAACACUGAGCGUUCUCGGUGCAAAGUCCGGCCAGGACGAAACUUGUUUCUUUGGUCAACAAUGUACUAUGAAUGUUGAAGGCAUCCUCCGACCCGGGGAUCGCUUGAUGAUUCUGGCCGACUGUGGACAUGGCUCACCUAUUCCAGGAUUCCCGGGCGGUGGCAUUGCACGGAACACUGACGAAGCUCAUUCCACAUUCAGUUUUCUCGAAGAUGCAGUGCUGGAGAGUAUGCCUGGCCUUUACAGGAUGUGCUACUGCAGUAUCGAUGGCAAUUGCGAAAGCAGCUGGAACUUCAAGGCACGAGUGGGACUACUUAGAGUUCGUGGGCCAGUUGCUCUUCAACACCAGUGCGUCGUGGGCUACCCCUGCGACGUGCACUUGUCAGGCGUCGGACUCUCUUGGGGCGACAAGGUGUUUCUGGCCAUGGACGAGAGCAACUGCAGUUUGAUACCCGCGUUUUCACACUUGUCAGAGCCAACAGCGGUGGAGGGCAGCGAGGAUGCAUUUCGAGUGUCCUUCGGCGAGCUGCCGGCCACAUCACGACCUGGAAGGUAUCUGCUGUGCUGGUGCCCAGUGGGAUUCAAUUGCGGCUCUACCCCUGUGUUUGGAGCUGCAGCAGGUACGCUGUGGGUGGAGUGCGCACCUGGCUUCUUCCAGGGAACGCUGAACUCACAGCCAUUCUGUAGCGAAUGCCCGCGAGGAUUUUUUUGUGCAGGUGGAACGGCCACAAGAUUGGCUUGCAAUGACCGCCGGACGACUUUGACGACACAAGCGGCUUCUCCGAGUCAGUGUGUGUGCAUGGAAGGUUACUUCUUCUCAGAUCAGGAUCAUCGAUGCAUGCCAUGUCCGAAGGAUCAGUUCAAAAACUUGCCGGGGAAUGCGAACGAGUGCACUCUUUGCGCCAAUUUGUCCACUCACGCGGAGGGCUCCGUGUCCAACCAGUCUUGUGUUCCCGACGUGGGCUCCAGCAGGGGGAACACAGUGAAUGUGCCGGCCGUGCACAUCCAGUUGUUUGCAACCAGCGUGCUGGUUUUUGGGGAGAGGGAGAGACGAAUCGUGCAGGCCACGCUCGCCGACCUGUCCAGGAUUCCCGCUAGCGCUAUUCAAGUUCGGCUGUGGAACCGCACCAUCGUCGUGCACCUGCACCAUCGCACAAAGGAGGAUGCAGCUGCAGCUUCUAAGGACCUAAGCAUGAAUGUGCUUCUGAUGGAGUUGCGGCAGAACUUGGCAGAGCAGACACUGGACUUGCAAGACACAGAUCUUCAUCUGUCAGAUCCCGAGCUGACCUGGAAGCAGAUCGAAUGCCCUGCACACCAAUCAGUGCCUGCGGGAAUCCUCCCGACGAGCCAGGCCGACUGCGAGUGUAGCCCAGGCUAUGAGGAGGUGGAUGGAUAUGUAGGAGGUUGCCAGGAAUGCCCUGCCGGGAAGUACAAGGAGGUUGUCGGCAGUGGCAGUGCGCGGUGUCAAGACUGCCCAGGCAACACAAGGACGUCCACGGUGCAGCGUGCAGCUACCUCGGCCAGUGCAUGCAGAUGCGGGGCUGGUUUGGCAGAGGAGAAGGGCACCUUAAACUGCAUUCCGUGCCCUGCUGGCUACUUCUGCAACGGCACAGGGAUAGAGCUCGAGUGCCCUGAAGGCUCCACCUCAUAUUCGCAAGCCAGGUCAGAGGCAGAUUGUUUUUGCAAAAAAGGUCAUUUCAGACAGGACGGUAAGUGUGAACAGUGCGAGCGGGGCCGCUACAAGAGCGAAGAGUCACCAGACGAUGAGAGCCAAUGCCCUGGCAAGUGUCCCACAAAUGCCGAUUCCCAGCUCGGGGCUGUCAGGGACCUAGACUGUUUCUGCAUGGAGGGCUUCUAUGCGGUGAUCGAGUCCUGGUCUGACCGCCUCAUAAUAUGUGAGAACUGCGAAGUGCAUCCCAACCUGUACUGCAAAGGAGGCUGGCAUAGCGGGAGCCGCAAGCACAUGAUGCCGGUUGCAAGGAAAGGAUAUUACCAGACCGGCCUAACGACCGCUGUCAAGUGCACGAGGAGGAGUGACGGCUUCAGCUCGUGCCUGGGGGGCGAAGCGUGCUUGAAUAACUCCGACUUUUGCCAAGACAGGUCUGAUUACAACUUCAGCAAUGCCUGUGCAAGAAACUCCGGGGGAGUGCUUUGCGGAGAGUGUGCGCCGGGCUUUGCGAGACCUGCCUUCCAGGCCGCAUGCGAGCGCUGCCCGUCAUACACGACAACUUGGCUGAUCUUUGUGGCCGCCUUUGGCUUGCUACGGGUGGCCGUCACCGCCUCCCUCGUCGCCUGGUUGGCAUCUUCCGCUGCUGCGAAAGGCAGCCUUAAGCUACAUGCCACCAUCCAGCGCAUGGCUGCGCAGUGGUGGACUGUAUGUUCGAUCCUCACCAUUUUCGACCUGGACAACUUGCGGUCAGUUGCAACGGUCUUGGGGACGCUAAGUGGGGACGCACCGGUCGACAUGGGCUUCGCUCAGAAGAUGGGCAUCGUGUUCCCGGCUUCCGACGUGAUGAGCACUAUGUUCAGCAUCUUUGCGCUGUUUUCCGUGACGAUUCCGAAUACGCUCUCUACAGACUACGCAUUGAUGUGCCAGGCAGAGAAGUCCUACCCUGGAGACAACGCCAUCAAACUUGUGUUCGUAGGUGUUUACAACCUGUGCCUGCCGGUCUGCUUCACGCUUGUUCUGUUCGGUCUCUGUUCCCUCAUCUAUGCGGUCCGCAUCUACGUUAAACGUAUACUUGGGUGGAAGUUUGAAUCAGAGCCUCCUCCAGUGACAGUGCUUGUACACACACCCGUGACCAGUCCCACUGCCGUUGACCACAAGGACAUACAAAUCCAGCUUCGAACUGCGGCUUGCCAGCCGCAUGGCCGAGAGGCACCCAAGCUCGCUGAAACGCAAGAGAGCCCGAUGUGGGCGCAUGUCGAGUACCUGUCUGAAGACCAAGAGAACCCGAUGAAUCAGUCCGAUUCUGUGAGUUUUCUUCUCCUGCGCAUUGGCCUCUACUAUCUCUGGCCGAGCUUAUUGUCCAGCUUCCUUCGCAUGAUUUGGUGCGUGCCAGUCCCAGGGGACGGCCGAUUCGUGAACCGCCUGGUGCCUAGCCCGGAUGUUGAGUGCUCCUCUCCUGAACACAAACCUUCUGAAAUCAUUGCGUACGUGGGCCUGGCAGUUUGCGGUCUCUUCGUGAUCAUUCUAGGAGUAUCACUUCACAGGAUUCCGGUACAAGAUCGGCACACGCCUGAAAAUUUCAGGAAGUAUGGGUACUUUUACCUGGGCUACGAGCGAGAUUACUUUUUGUGGGACAUCUUGGUCAAGCGAAUAGACAUUGCUGUGAUGAUGAUUGUGGCGUACACGUCCCUCAUCAUGCGGGAGACAGAGAGCAAACUUUUGCUAUUUCCCCUGAUUUCAGGUUUUCAGCUUGGUUUGGCUGCGGCGUUCAGGCCUUACUCAAACGAACGUGCUCACCUGCUAGACUUUCUGGAGAUGAUGCUUCUUUUCGCGAGAUUUCUCAUGUUCAGCGCAGUUGCCGUGUUUCUUCUCAUCGAGCCUUCGGAGUCUCUGGGUAUCAUGGCGGCGGUGAUCAGUAUCUUUGUGCUGGCGAUCGUGUUUCUGUACCUGUGCCUUCACUUCUUCGCGGAUUUCGUGCACAAUGUGGAUGAGGUUCGCUUCGUGAACAACAUGCACCCACAGCUCCCAGGAUGA
Symbiodinium natans is the source of this 5643-nucleotide messenger RNA. Lineage: Eukaryota; Dinophyceae; Suessiales; Symbiodiniaceae. The record is from the annotation of a GenBank genome assembly.